Messenger RNA from Penicillium salamii, 2523 nucleotides. The record is from the annotation of a GenBank genome assembly. Lineage: Eukaryota; Fungi; Ascomycota; Eurotiomycetes; Eurotiales; Aspergillaceae.
AUGGGAUCGCGAAAGCGCACCCGCUCUGAAGCCAUUCCGGUGGUAGAGCAUGAAGCUCCCGAGCAGUCUGAGCUGCUGUCCCAGCUCCGAAACUCGUGGGAUUUCGCUAGUCUCAUGCAGUACAUUGCCAUUUUUGGACAGAUCAUGAAGAUUGAUGAGGAUUUCGGGAUCGAGGACCUAGAAGCCGAAUGCCUCAAACCUGAACCCUCACAAAAACUACUGGAAAUAGGAUUGUGUCUUCUGAAGUGGAUCUCCUCUCAUCGCGGACUCACGUUCGAUAAUUUCGACGAGUACACCAGACGUCAAUACAAUGCGAAGGCGCCCAAACGUCCCAAUCCCUUUGGAUAUGAAGAAGAGCCCAACAGAUUCCUGGAUUUCGAUGUCUUUACUAAGAUCCGUGUCCUCCAUCAAUUGACAGUCUGGACGUUCUGGAACGCGGACCGCAUUCGCGACAAGAUGCCCGAGAAGAAGGAGAGCGAACAGACUGAAUGGCGCAUUGAAGAGUUUGGUUGGGAUCGUGAAGGGCGCUCAUACUACGUGCUCGACGACAAUCGUCUCUACCGCCGGACCGAUCGCCCUCUGCCUCCUGCUCCCCAGCGGCCGAAGAAGAAGACCAAGAGUCGAUCCUCGCGAGCAUCACGAACGUCAAAGCGUACCUCCACGGCUGCCGCGGAAGAGGCUUCCGACGAAGAAAACAAAAAGACCAAUGAUGUCAGUGCUGUCGCGGCCGAUUCAGACGAUUUGUUCAAGUGGGAGUGCGUGGCUGUGACUCUUGAGGAAUACCAGGCCUUCUUGGAAACACUUCAGAAGACCAAGGACGCGGACGAGAAAUACCUUCGCGAUAGCAUUGUGGAGCACAUCCUCCCUAUUCUUGAGAAAGCGGAGGAGGCACUACAACGCAAGCGUCAGAAGCGGGAAAAGGAGCUUCUGAGCUUGCAACUAGUCGCUGGAGCUAAGAGAUCGAGCCGACUUGCCGCCAAGGAAGAGAAGGAACGACAAGACCGAGAGGCUGCCGAAGCGAUUCGCAAGCACGACGCAGAUUUAGCGGAGGCCCGCAAGGAGCAGGCCAGACAAAACCAGCACGAUGAAGAUCGACAGUCGCGGAUGAUGACUCGGGAGCACCGGAUCAGAGAUCGCGAGCAAAAGCGUCUUCUUCACGAAGCUGAGCUUGAAAGGCUAGCGGAGGAGCAAGAGAGGCUCGACAAUGGCGAGAGCAGAGCCUCUGCCCGAAAUCUAAAGACCGAGAUGGAACGGUCGCAGAAGAACUUGGCAGAGCUCGCCCAGGAUGACCAGUGGAUCUUUGAUUGCUCUGGUUGCGGUGUGCAUGGCGAGAACCUGGAUGAUGGAAGUCACAGCAUCGCCUGUGAGCAAUGUAAUGUGUGGCAACAUAGCAAGUGUCUGGGUGUCUCUCAACAGGCGGCUGAAAAGGAUGAUUUCCGCUUCGUGUGUCGCGAAUGCAAGCAGAAACAAGAGGACCUCAACAGGCCAAAACUUCCCACUCUGAAGUUCCGGGUCAGCGCCUCGGCGUCCCCGUCGGCUGCUCCGGUCGACAAGAAGCGCAAGCUGGAAGAUGACGAUCUGGCUCCUCCCUCACCUGUAAAGAAGUCACAUGUUGCACUUUCCAACGCUCAGGAUGAACAUCCAAGGUCACAACUCGAUCUUCAGCCCACCAUUGGCCAAGGCAACUUUUAUCCUCCUCCCUCACCCCAACGCCGGGCUCAUUACGCAGACCGAGAUACCUUACCCUCCUCAAGCCCUCCUCGCCCGCCAUUCUCCCCUCCUAAGGGCAUGAAUGGCUUGUUGCAUUCCAGCAUGGAGCAACAGUCACGACCUCCCUCUGCGCAACACCCACUGCCAUCUAUGCAAUCGGCUCCUCAUCUUCCUCCCAUCGGCUCAUUCCACUCUGUACGGCCGCCCUCCUCUCAGUCCAGCCAGAGUCCAGUCCAAAACCAGCCCUCCAUGUCUCCAACACAAGGCAACCCAGAUGUUGGCCCACUUGCAGGGUUCCCUCGCGUAGCCCCUAACCAGGCACGUUCUUUUGAAACCCCACGCCCGCAAUCAGGGCAUGCAGUCACACCGGCAAUGUCCAGUGGUUACCCAUCUUUCUCUGCUGCCACCCCCAACGGCAAUCACUCAUCGCCUCCUCAAAGUUCUCACGGCAUGGGAAUGUCCGGAAUCAGCCCGACCAAGCAGUCACCUCGUCCACCCACUGCCAGUGGCAUGGCAGGUGCGCCGGUUCUACCACCAAUUCGCAGGCUCGAGCCCAGCCCCAAACUCAUGGGCCGAAGCUCUCCAGAUGCGCCUAUCCCCCCACCGGUCAAGUGCAUGACACCUGAGCAGGAGGAGCGCCGGCAGAGAGAGAAUGCCUCCAUGCUCCACCAGACGCACCAUUAUCAGGGCAAUGGGCAGCAUUUGAUGUCCUCGCCAUCCCUGAACCGCAUCCCUCCCCUGGGAUCUGGUACCACAUCCCAGUACCCUGACCCAGUUCCUUCACCUCAGCGUGGAAGCAAUGGUCAGAGCUAA